Messenger RNA from Puma concolor (puma), 1389 nucleotides. The record is from RefSeq and is a predicted model, not a curated record. NCBI's taxonomy places the organism in Eukaryota, Metazoa, Chordata, Mammalia, Carnivora, Felidae.
AUGCGCACCCCCGGGGGUUACCUGGUGUGGGCCAGGACAGCACAGGCAGGCGCCUCUCUGGCAGAGGCCGAGGAGCCCGGCCGAGAGCUCCCCAACACCGUGGCACCCCCGCCAGGCGGUGUGGCCCGCAGCCUGGCCCGGCGUCCUGCGGUGCCGAGCUUGGCGAGGCUGAGGCAGGAGGAGGCCGCGCCCAUGGGGUCUCAGCAACCACCACUGGCCGCCCUGUACCUGCUGGGGGUGCUGGGUGAGUACCCCGCCUGGGGCAUGUACCGGGGCUCUUGUCCCUCCUUCACCAGAGUGUGUUUUAUUGCAGAGCCGCCCAGGACAGCACCUCCUCCCACGACCCCCCCACCCACAACCACUCCGCAGCCCACAGCCCCUCCCAGGCUGCAGCUGGUGGCAGGGCCCGGGGGCCUGCGGUGUGCCGGCGUCGUGGAGUUCUACUGGGGCAGCCGGGGUGGUGCCAUCAGCUACGAGGCGCAGGACAAGACCCAGGACCUGGAGAACCGUAUCUGUGAGGCCCUCCAGUGUGGCUCCUUCCUGAAGCAUCUGCCAGAGGAGGACACCUCCAGGGCCCAAGACCCAGAGGAGAGCAGGCCCUUGCCAAUUCGAUGGAAGAUCCAGAACACGAGCUGUACCUCCCUGGAGCAGUGCUUCAGUAAAGUCCAGCCCCGUGAGGGCGGCCAAGCUCUGGCCAUCGUCUGUUCUGAUUUCCAGCCCAAGGUGCAGAGCCGCCUGGUGGGACGCCGCAGCCUGUGUGAGGGGUCCGUGGAGGUGCGCCAGGGCAAGCAGUGGGAAGUCCUGUGCGACGGCCCCCGGCCCAAGGGCACGGCGCGGUGGGAGGAGGUGUGCCAGGAGCUGCAGUGCGGCAGCGUCGACUCCUACCGGGUGCUGGACGCCAUCGAGACCUCCCAUGGGCUCUUCUGUCCCCAGGAGAAGCUGUCCCAGUGCUAUCAGCUUCAAGAGAAAAAAGCCUACUGUAGGAGGGUGUUUGUCACAUGCCAUGACCCAAACCCAGCAGGCCCGGGCGCAGGCACCGUGAUGAGCAUCAUCCUGGGCCUUGUGCUCCUGGCCGUGCUGCUGGUCGUGUGCGGCCCUCAUGCCUACCGAAAACUGGUGAAGAAAUUCCGCCAGAAGAAGCAGCGCCAGUGGAUUGGCCCGACAGGAAUGAACCAGAACAUGUCUUUCCAUCGCAACCACACGGCCACCGUCCGGUCCCAGGUUGAGAACCCCGCAGUGUCACACGUGGAGAAUGAAUACAGUCACCCUCCUAGGAACUCUCACAUCUCUGCUUGCCCAGCUCUGGAAGGGGCCUUGCAUCGUGUUUCCACCCAGCCCGAUAACUCCUCCGACAGUGACUACGAUUUGCACGGGGCUCAGAGGCUGUGA